AUGAUCACUGCUGCUGCUACAGCUGGUAGUUCAACCAAUGUCGAGCCUUUGAUAAAGGCAAAGAUCCUACCGCCGGCUCGUGAAAUUCCAGCGACGUUCAUGUCGAGUGCACGUAGUUGGUGGGCUACGGGCCAGAAGGAGGGUGCCGCGAGUGAGGAGCGGUUAUUAAGGAUGCUACCAUUUUACCAGUCAUCGACUUGGCCAAGACAAAAUACCGACCUCCCCGUUGUGGGUACUUCCUCGCGAGUGGUGCUCUCUUCGCCGAAACGUUUCCUCAACAUGUUUGCCAUCACGCCUACCACGCCGUCUUCUUCACCUAGCGUGCCUCCUGCUGUUUUGUUGCAUGGUUUCGGAGCUGGACUAGGCUUCUACUUCCGCAACUUUCCCGCCCUCGCCACCUGGGUCGCCCGCACCGGCGUACCAGUCUACUCUCUCGACUGGCUCGGCAUGGGCCGCUCCGCACGCGUGCCCUUCAUAGUUCGCGCAAUAAAGCACGAUAUACCCGGCCGCGUGUCACAGGCAGAGAACUUCUUCCUCGACGCUUUAGAAGAAUGGCGUGUCAAGCAGGGACUGGAGAGGAUGACACUUGUGGGUCAUUCGCUUGGUGCGUACCUCGCUGCGGCGUAUGCGGAGAGACACCCUGAGAGGGUUGCGAAACUUGUGCUGUUGAGUCCUGCGGGUGUGCUUGGGGAUCCUGAGGCUGAGCAGCCGAGUAGGGAGAUUACGGACGAUCAGGCGAAGGGUGCGACGAAAGAGCAAGUAAAAGCGGCCCAUGCGGAACAGAAGGCGAAGAAGGAGCAGGAGUCGUUGACGCGACGAUUCUUUACUUACCUUUGGGAGGAUGGAUGGAGUCCGUUCCAGGUUGUGAGGAGUUUGACUGUGUUUGGACCAAUGCUUGUUGGCAAGUACUCCUCUCGACGGUUCUCCGGCUUGUCGGAAGAAGAGACACGCAACGUACACGAUUACAUUCUCAACAUCACACUUGCGAAGGGGUCCGGGGAGUAUUGCAUCUCGCAUAUACUCACACCCUUCGCACACGCACGUAUGCCUCUUGUCGAUAGAGUAGAUAAACUCAAGAUGCCCGUCCGGUUCGUCUAUGGAUCACAUGACUGGAUGGACCCUCUCGGCGGUGAACAAUCCGUAGAACGUCUUCACGCAGCAGGGAACCGCGACGCAAUAAAUUAUCUCGUUGAGAAGGCUGGACAUCAUGUAUACUUAGACAACCCCGACUACGUGAACGACCUUCUCCUGAAAGAGCUUUCUUUCGAAUAG
Fomitiporia mediterranea MF3/22 is the source of this 1272-nucleotide messenger RNA. Its product is annotated as alpha/beta-hydrolase. The record is from RefSeq and is a predicted model, not a curated record. Gene Ontology annotation, molecular function: A2-type glycerophospholipase activity. The coding region runs from base 1 to 1272 and encodes 423 amino acids. Gene Ontology annotation, biological process: cardiolipin acyl-chain remodeling. The transcript is spliced from 8 exons. Gene Ontology annotation, cellular component: mitochondrial inner membrane. Lineage: Eukaryota; Fungi; Basidiomycota; Agaricomycetes; Hymenochaetales; Hymenochaetaceae.